This is a messenger RNA of Cladophialophora carrionii CBS 160.54, 2523 nucleotides long. RefSeq lists its product as uncharacterized. Bases 1 to 2523 code for a protein of 840 amino acids. The record is from RefSeq and is a predicted model, not a curated record. The transcript is spliced from 2 exons. Gene Ontology annotation, cellular component: mitochondrion. Gene Ontology annotation, molecular function: carnitine O-acetyltransferase activity. Gene Ontology annotation, biological process: carnitine metabolic process. NCBI's taxonomy places the organism in Eukaryota, Fungi, Ascomycota, Eurotiomycetes, Chaetothyriales, Herpotrichiellaceae.
AUGCCCUCCAACCAUACAGGAACCCGAUAUUUUGCUCGUCCUAGUUCCCUCGACAAGACCUUGAACCAUCCGCUCCUGGAGAACGGGACCGCCGCCAACAUGCCAGGCAGUGAUGAACAGAAGUCGCUGGAGGCGGCCAAGGAGACGAAGGACUCUUACACUCAUGUGGAGAAGGAACCGGUCUCGGUCAAGAGGGAGUUGUCCAGGCAGGGUAUCACAUUCGCGGCGCAGGACAAACUCCCGAAACUGCCGAUCCCUGACUUGGAGUCUACCAUGAAGAAGUACCUCGAGACCUUGGCGCCCUUACAGUCUCCUCAGGAGCAUAACGACACAAGAGCUGCCGCCAAAGACUUCAUUGAGAACGAAGGUAAGGACCUGCAGGAGCGACUGAAGAAGUAUGCCACAGGCCGAACCAGCUAUAUCGAGCAAUUUUGGUACGAUUCUUACCUGAACUACGACAACCCGGUGGUCUUGAACCUGAACCCUUUCUUCCUCCUGGAGGAUGAUCCGACACCCGCGCGGAACAACCAGGUCACACGAGCCGCUUCGUUGGUCAUAUCUGCGCUCUGCUUCGUCCGGGCCGUCCGAAAAGAAGAGCUACCACCAGACACCCUCAGAGGAACACCCCUCGACAUGUACCAGUACUCGCGACUGUUCGGUACCGCGCGUGUCCCGACAGAGAACGGCUGCAUCAUUGGCCAGGACUCCGACUCCAAGCAUGUCGUUGUCAUGUGUCGCGGUCAGUUCUACUGGUUCGAUGCGCUCGAUGAUAACAACGACCUCAUCAUGACGGAGAAGGAUCUUGCCAUCAACCUCCAGGUGAUUGUCGACGAUGCCGAGGAGAUACCCAUCCAAGAAGCCGCCAAGGGUGCCAUUGGGGUGCUCAGCACCGAGAAUCGAAAGACCUGGUCUCACCUACGGGACAUUCUGACCAAGGAUGAAGGCUCAGAGAACUCUGAGUGUCUCAAUAUCGUCGACUCUGCUCUGUUCAUAGUGUGUCUGGACUACACAGAGCCUGCAGAUGUCUCUCAACUUUGCGGCAAUAUGCUUUGUGGUACCAACGAGGUCGUCCGCGGGGUCCAAGUUGGCACUUGCACCAAUAGAUGGUACGACAAGCUUCAAAUCAUCGUCUGCAAGAAUGGCAGUGCAGGCAUCAACUUUGAGCAUACAGGCGUUGAUGGUCAUACUGUCCUUCGCUUCGCCAGCGAUGUUUACACCGACACGAUCUUGAGGUUUGCCAAGUCGAUCAACGGUCAAGCGCCGACAUUGUGGACAAGCCAGAGCCCUGACCCGUCCAAGCGUGAUCCUGACAGCUUCGGCGAUGUGAGCACUACUCCCCACAAGCUGGAAUGGGACAUGAUCCCAGAACUACAGAUUGCGCUUCGUUUCGCUGAAACCAGGCUGGCUGAUCUGAUCAAUCAAAACGAGUUUCAAACACUGGAUUUUGCCGGCUAUGGCAAGAACUUCAUCACGUCGAUGGGUUACUCGCCCGAUGCCUUUGUGCAGAUGGCCUUCCAAGCAGCUUAUUACGGACUCUAUGGCCGAGUGGAGAACACAUACGAGCCUGCCAUGACCAAGAUGUAUUUCCACGGACGUACGGAAGCCAUUAGGACAGUGACUCCCGAAGCCGUUGAAUUCGUCAAGACGUUCUGGGCUGACAACCCCGCUCAGAAGAAGGUUGAUGCACUCAAGACCGCGACGCAGAGGCACACGGCCAUCACCAAAGAGUCGAGCAAAGCUCAGGGACACGACCGACACCUGUACGCGCUGUAUUGCGUGUGGCAGCGGAAAGUCAACGAUGAGGGGGCAGAAUUGGCAAGCACCGCCGGCUUCAGCUCAAACGGGUACUCCAGUCCCACGGAUGUGAGCGAUCUGGGAAGUCCAAAGCGGCUGGAAGAAUCCCCGUCUAUCAGUCGCUCGCGGACCGGGACAGACACUAGUCGAUCACCGGCACCUCCCCUGCACCAAAUGCCCGCUCUCUUCAGCGACCCAGGCUGGGACAAGAUCAACAACACCAUCAUCAGCACAUCCAACUGUGGCAACCCUGCACUUCGGCAUUUUGGCUUUGGUCCCACCUCUGGUGAUGGCUUCGGCAUUGGGUACAUCAUCAAGGACGAUUGCAUUUCAGUGUGCGCCAGCAGCAAACACCGACAGACCAAGCGCUUUGUGGACAGCCUGGAAGGGUAUUUGAACGAGAUCCGACGACUCCUCAAAGCUACCAAAACGAAAGAUCUCGCGGCAGCCAAGAUCACGCGGGCCAGGGAGGCCGAAGAGAAAGCCAGCAAAGACGGCAGGAUCAAAUCACGAGGUCGUGUCAUCAAGACCGAGGCGUCCAAGGUCGAUGGCGUCCAAACCCCGACAAGCAUGGACACAGCUGAUGUUGAAGAUGGCUUGGGUGGAUAUGGCUUCUUCGAUGCUGGCAUGCUGCUGCAAGCUCUGAAGAAAGACAAGCCGCAACCCGCCGAGCAAAUCGUGCAGCGCAAGCGGACGGUGGGAAAGAAGCUUGCUUUGUCCGAGUACUGA